GCGCCGUGCUCGAGGCCCCCGUGGCGGCGCUCCAAGAUGGCUGACCUGUAGCACUCACACCACACUCCCGCUCCUGAAAACACCCUGUCAGACCCACACAAAUUGGUGUUAGCUCCCCGCACUCCCACUGGGCAACCCUGUACGUGCAGCUGAUCCCCCUGAGCGGCCGUGGACAGCGGGACACGGGCGGAAGUCGGCGUGACGGGCCAGUAACAGUGUUGAUGAGGGGCUGAACCUCCAUGUUUACAUUAUUUUGAGGCGGCGAUAUUAGUGUUUGUGAGUGUUGUGGUGGUUCUCGAGGGUGACAUGUGAGGCGUGAGUAGCCCCUGACGUCCCUCCAUACAGGAUUUACCCCAGCGUGGCCAGACAGCGAGGCAAUCACACUACACACCGCACGGGAAGGGAGCGUGAGGACAAGGAUGGCCGGGCCAAGGUGGCUGGCCAGGUAGCGGCGGGAUGUCACUGGUGGUUCACAAGUUGGUGCUAAGUCCAGGAGGGGCCACUGCCACCACUGCCCAGCCUCCCACCGCCCACCAUGUCACAUUAUCCGCCUACACCCACGCUCGGUCAAAUGCAACAGACAGUAUGGGCCGUGUGCUGGAUGGUCCACCAAGUGGUUCCAUGAGCACUCCACCUGCCUCUUCCUCCCCAUAUUCCUCCUCCUCAAACUCCUCCUCCUCCUCCAAACACAGCUCCACCUAUAACCUCCCUUUUGUUCUUCAGGAUCAUAACUAUGGUGCUCCUCCUCCCCCAACACCCCCACACUCCCCUCCCCCAACCUCCUCGUCCUCGUCCUCCUCCUCCUCUAAUACCUCCUCUUGCACCUCUUCUUCCUCUGGCUCACUCUACCAACACCAUUUCCAACAGCAACAUCAUCAGCAACAACACCAACAACAACAACAACAACAACAACAUCAGUACCACCACCCACAUCACCACCAUCACCACCACCACCAUCACCAGACAUACCAAUCCACCUCCUUGGCCACCUCCUCCUCCACCACCUCCCCCUCCUCCUCAUCCUCCACCUCUCAUCACCAUACCUCAUCCUCCACCACUCCUCAUCACCACCACCUCUCCCAUCACCACCACCAUCACCACUCCACCACUACAGCCAAUACUCACCACCAGCAACAGCAACACCACCAUCACCACUCCACCACCACCACCACCUCCACCACUCCACACCUCCAGCAGAAACAACACCACUUUGUACAACACCCAGGUCCUUCACCUCGCCUGGGUUGCUCUUCCUCCUCUUCCACUAUCUCGUCCUCUUCCACCACCUCCUCCUCCACCACUAACUCCUCCUCCUCUCCUGCCUCCUCCUUCUCCUCCCCCUCCUUAUCAGUGGGGGGAGUGAUGACCCACCACCCCCUCUCCAAUAUGCCCCCUCAUCGUCAGCAGUUUAUGCCCCAUCCCAAGUCCAGCAUCAUUUUCCCCUCCCCACACAUUCCCCCUCCCCCGGUGGAGCUCCCCCAACACCACUCCCACCACCACCAGUCUCUGCCAUCCUCUGCCACUGGCCCCCCACCGCCCUCCACCGAGACAGAUGACGACUCGCGACUCAGCGACCGCAGCUCCUCGGUGGGUCCCUCAGGCGAAGAAACAGAAACGGCACCAGAGGGGGAAGGGGACGACUUGCCCACCGAUGACUCCAUCACCCGGUGUGUGUGUGACUUCUCCCACGACGACGGCUACAUGAUCCAAUGUGACCGCUGCUUUGUGUGGCAGCACGUGGACUGCAUGGAGAUAGACCGUGACAACAUCCCAGAUGAGUACCUGUGUGAGGCGUGUGACCCGCGGCCCAUUGACCGCUUCAAGGCACGGGCUCUGCAGAUCCGCCGUCGCCAAGAGAUCAAGGCACACCUGGCCAGGUUAUCGUCCUCUGACUCUGAAGACAACAUCCCAAUGUCUUCCAAGAGUCGGGGCAGCCUAGGCAAGGUGCAGGAGAGGAAGGUGGUCAAGAAGAAGAAGGUGAAGCAGAUCAAGGACAUGAAGAAUGGGCGGAAGGGAGGCAGCAGCGGUAAUGGCUCUCUCUCGCUCCUGAAGAAAAGUGGUAGUGGUAGCAACAACAGCACCACAACCACCUCGUGCAAUAACAGCCUCCUGUCAGGCCUGGAGGACAAGGAGAGGAGGAUGCUGGUGAAGAGAAGGCGGAAAAGCAACAGUCAGAGUGGUGGUGAAGGUGUGAGUGACGACUCCAGCGGAGGGCCGGUGGAGCGAUUAAGGGCCUGGGUGGAAGGCUAUGAGGCAGCUGUCACCAACCACUACUCUCCAGAGCUGAGGGCGCGGGUUCAUGCCGCCCGCAUCAAUGGCGUCUCCCCUGACUUGCGUGCCUCUACCCAAGGCGCCGUGCUGGGUCAUCGCUGUCGAGUGGCCACAAACCCCCGGCCACUGUUUGAUGUGUUUGACAGCAAGAUUCUUGUGGCAGCCACCAGGUUGGCAGCCAACACGGCCAUUACUGAGUUCCAAGGCAAAUACCUGUUGGCCUCGCAAUGGAAUGCUCAGCAGCCUGUGAGCAGUCAACCCUACCUUCCCUAUGUCCUACAGUACCACAUGCCCAAGGAGGGCCUCACCGUGUGUGUGGAUGCAAGGACCUACGGCAACGAUGCCAGGUUCACCCGUCACUCCUGCACGCCCAACGCUGAGGUGCGACAUGUGGUAGAGCGCGGCUCCCUCCAUCUGUACAUAGUGGCCACCAGGGAGAUAGAAGAGGGGGAGGAGGUAACGUUGUCCCUGGAAACAGCCAACUCCACCCUGGAGCUGGUCUGCUGCUUGGCUGAGGAGCACGACUGCCGAGCACCUCCCAGCCCCCGACCUGAGCAGACUGCUCCAGCGCCUGCUCUCACCCACAAGAAGAAUGGUCUCAUUGUUGGAAACAAGAAGACAUUUAAAAAACAGCAGCUGCAAUUACAGCUGCGCACUAGUAAAAGAACGGCUUCAGCUGACAAUAGAUUAAUAGAGUCAGCCACCACCAACCCGGUUACCCCCAGCAAUCCUGUCACGACUGUGAAGCAGAGAAGAGCAUCUGGCUGUGGCAAGUCCCCGGUGAAGUCUCCAAGCACAGCUUCUGCCACCAGUUCUCCUGAGGAAGUCAGUAAAGACACCUCUUCCACCAAUCCAGGCCCAGGCACCCCAUCAGUAACGACAGGGAACACCACGGCUCCUCCUGACACUCCUCGCACCACACUGGACAAGCAGCAACAACAAAAGAUGACGAGGGAGGAGAGGAAGAUAGCUGCCUACAUGAAGGCCUUUGAAAGAUUGGAGAAAGCUGCCCAGAGAAGACAAGAGAUGGAGAAGAAGAAGGAGGAGGACAAAGGCAGAGAGAUGCGAGAUCCCAAAGAGAAAGAUAAGAAGCGCUGUGAUGGAGAUGAGGAAGACUGGGAGAAGACAAGCAGUGCUGAUGAGUGUGUGCGUUCCUUGGUGGGGGCUGACCGCUGCCGCCGCAAAGGGAAAAAAGGCCGAGGCAAGGGCAGCCCCCAGAAGCGUAGCAAUCACCGGGCAGACUCAGCAGCCUCAGACCUCACCGGGGAUGAGAGCAGCUGUGCCUCAGUGGGCCUCAUGUCCCCCAGCGGUGGUGCCACCAUAGAAAGCAUUGCCCUCAACUUCAACUCUCCACCACAAGGCAACCCUAACGCCAUGGGAUUCAGGUUUCCAAAGACCAAGAAGGCUCUCAUGAAUGAAUGGCUCAAUGAGAAUGUGGAUCCAGUGGUGCCUGGUGGUAGUGUGGUGGGCACUGAUCUGCCCUCAGGUGUGCCCCCUUGCUAUAUGAGAUCGCCAGCCAUGCCACUGCGAAGGUCGUCCCUCAACCAGACGACCGGUCCAGGAGCACUACCAGUUCAGGAAAUGCCUGGUGGGUCUGCCAAGAAGAGGUGGCUCAGGCAGGCCAUUAGUGAGGAGACUGAGACACCACAGUUCAAUGGCUUGUGUCCUAGCCCCAACAGCAGACCAGACUCUCCUACUGGUGGAGGUGACUACAUCACUCCCCUGAAGAAGAGGAGGCUGGCACGGGAGUCCAUGUCCUCAGAGCUGUCCUCCACCCCACCUUCCACCCCUGUCCAUUCCACCAGCAUGGAGGAAGACAAGAUGGUAGAGGAGAUGGAAGCAGAACUGGCUGAGGAGGAUGACUCACACAAGACAAAGUCUAACCACAGGUACUCUGAGGACAGGCCAACCAGCCCCUCUGUUCAGGACACCAUUACUUGUCCAGGAUACCUGAGGUCUGCCACAGACACCAGCAGCAGCAGCAGGACAAAGAGAGUAGUGGUGCAGGAAGAUGAUGAGGAAGAAGAGGAAGACCUGGUGAUAGAUGAGGAUGGAAGUUUUUUUGACCAAGGCAGUGGGGCAGUGAAUUUCAGCAAGGUAUCAUGUGCACGACUCUCCCAAAACCAGAUGGAAGAGGAAGAGGAAGUUAUGCGACCAAAAACUCGCAGAGGAAAGAAGGUCUGUUAUGAACCUGAGGAUGAGGAAGAGGAGGAGGAGGAGGAAGAGGAAGAGGAAGAGGAAGAGGAAGAGGAAGAGGAAGAUGAAACUGAAAAGGAAGAGGAUGAUGUGCGAGAUGAGUAUGAAGGAGAUGAAAAACAGAUUAUAGUAGAUGAUGAUAGAGAGGAACCUCUUAAAACCAGGAGGAGGCAGAGUACAGUGAAGAAAGGCAGGAAUCAGCAACAGCCACAGCCACAGCCCACCAAAAGAGGAAAGAGACAACAGGGAGGAAUGGUGAAGAAGGGAAGACAAGACCUGAAGAUUAAGACUGAUGUAAAGAGGAGGAAACCAGUUAAGAGAGGGAAAGAGGUGAAUGUUAGUAAAGAGAAAGAAGAAGAAAUGGAAAGACAAGACGAAGAAGAAAAAGUGAAAACUGAAGAGAUAAAAAUGGAGAGAGAAGAGAAGCAGGAGCAGCAGCAAAGGGAGAGGGAGAGGGAGGAAGACAAGGCUGCAGAUGACAAAUCUCAGCAAGUCAAGGAGGAAACAUCCCAACAACAAAUUAAAACUGAACCAACACAAACCAAGAUAGAAGCAGAUUGCAAAGUUGAACCAAAGAUUGAGAGUGACAUUGAAGAAAAAGAAACCAUGGACAUAGAGAGAUCAGCAGAAGAAAAAGAGAGAGAAGAUCUGAAAGUUGAACAAAGAAAAUCAAAGAAAGAAGAGGUAGAAGAGAAGCAAGAAAUGGAAAUAAAAGCUGAACCCCAGGAUUCUGUAGAGGAGGGACCAGGAACCACAGAGGUACCCAAGGAAACAGAAGACACCUCUGUGAAAAAGGUAGAAGAGCCUGAGGAGACCAAGGACAAGGAAGUGACUAAAGCUGAGGACAAACUAUCUGAAGAUGAGACAGUUGGUAGUGAUCAAGAGAAACCUCCAAAGGAGGAGGAAGAGGAAAAGAAGGAAGAUGAGGACAGACCAACACCUGCCACUGAGGAAGCAAAGAUAACAGGGGCCAUUGAGAGUUCAGAAGACAAUCAGGAGCAAUUCUAUCCCACUACUGCUCCUCCAGAAACUUUUCAUAGAAAAGACAAGAUAGAAGAAGAUGAAGGUGACUCUUCAGACCAAGAUGAACCCAAGAGAACUGGCAAGAAAAAAGAAAAGGUAGGAAGGAAGAUAAAGAAAUUGAAAAGAGUAAUGAAAAAGGACAAGGAACCAAAACAAAAGACAAAAGGAGUGAAGGGUCUGAAGGAGAAGCCCACAGGAGAGGAAGACAUUUCCUUAAAGGAAGGCAGAAUACAAAAAGCUGAUACAGAAAAAGAUGACAAGAGUUCCAAGCAGACAGAAAGGAAAGAGAACAAGGAACAUUGUAUUCCUGGCAGCCAUAGGGAACGUUCCAAGUCACCCUCUUCCCUUGCCAAUAAAGAGAAGAGGAAGGACAAAAGAAGCAGCAGGGAGAAGUCACCCGUGACUCAGGGCAAGACUGAGCCCAGACCAGCAAGGGAGGGCAGCCCAGCAGAAAGAACAAGGGAUUGCCAAUUGCCCAUCAAGGAUGACGCAGACACAACCAUUCCACACGAGAAAGGUGACAUUAGCAAUCCUGUCACUGCUGAAGCAAGAUGGAAGCUGGACUUGUCUCUGAAGCCUGAAGAACAUCCUGUGGAAGUUUUAAGGAAGCCACCCACUCCACCUACACUCUUCCCACCACUUCCUUGGCAAACAAACCCUGAGAGUUUUUCUGACAGUGAUCCCGUGAGAGUUAAGACUUCCGAGAGUGCAAACUAUUUAGGAGGGAGAGGACCCCGAACACCAGAAGGUCCUGCCCCCACUAGCCCAUCCACUUCUCCAACGUCACCCACCACCCCUCCCAGGUCACCACUCACCACUGCUGGGACCAUCAAGGAGGCGAAAGGUGAGGACAAGAGGGCAGGAGAGUCUGCUACUGAAGGAACAUGGAGGUCUAGAUCAAGAGGACCAUGCACACCACCACCACCACCAGAUGAUGCAACACAAGAGGAGCAGCAGCAACAACAGCAUCAGCAGCAGCAGCACCAGCACCAGCACCAGCAGGAAGGUGGUGAGGAGGUCAGCAGAAGCCCAUCCCAUCAGCACCACACAUCUAACACAGACAACACUCUGGCAAGACCUGCACCAGUGAAAAAGAAGUUGUCCAUCUUGGAGUAUCGCAAGAGGAAAAGUGUUGGGGGAGAGACUGGACCUCUUGACUCCUCCCCUCCCCCAUGCCCACCCCCACACCGUUCCUCAGGUGCAGACUCCUCUGGGGAUACCCAUGAGUCCUCAGUGCGUGGAGGUCUGCACUCCCCCACCCAAUCCUCCCCUCCAGGCGUGACUGGGGGCAGUGGGGAAGAUGGUGACUCCUCCCCAGACCUUCCACUCUCCCCCAUCGGCCCAAUACUCCUCCCUCCAUCACCUAUUAACUUGGACACCAGAAGUUCUCUAGAGGAAACCAAGAGAGAUGGGGAGAGCUUCCGCACCAGUGCCGCCGGAACCGUCAGCGCCAGUGACCUCAGCAGACACAGCAUAAUAAACAAAGUCAUGAGUAGCAAUAACACCACCACUAGCAUUACCACUAACAAAAACAGCAGCAACAGCAGCGGAGCCAGCAGCAGCAGUACAAAUGUCAGCAAUAGUAGUAGUAUUUCUGGGAGCUGUACAAUGUCUGAGGCAUCAACUUCAGUCACUGGCACCACCACCUCAAGUACCACCAUUUCUGGAGGCAGCACCCAGGACGUUAAAUGGAAUGCAGCGCCAACACUGCUGGAGCGCCAGAGAGAAAACCUGACUGCCAGGCUCCGGAGAGAGUUUGGUCUCUGUGUAGCUGAUGAUGAUGAUGACAAGUCAGGUCUGCGACUGAGCUGUUCUGGGGUACUAAGUCGACCAUCCCCUCCCGUACCCCCAACAACUCCCCUCACCACCUCAAGCCCACUCUCCCCUCGUGUACGCAAGCCACCAGUCCUUUCUGUUGGUCCAGCCUGCUUGUCCUACCUUACAGAGGGUGAUGAACGAGGCCAUCGUCGCCACAAGACUUUGCUGCCACCUCCCCCACCACCACCACCGCCACCAACCACGACUCAGCCCAAGAACUCCAUCUUCCAUGGGCGAGAGGUGAUAGAACCAAAGGUGGUCUGUGGGGUGAAGGUGGGUGUUGGUGGGACAGGGCAACCUGAGGUAGGAACUACUGGAGGGCCUGUGGUCUCUGGCUCUCAGAGAAUAAUUGGAUCCACUGGUCUGUUCCCAUCUUCAGCUCCAGUUCCUCCUGCUCUCCCUGGUGUGCGGGGAGCAUCCUUGCCCCAGAGCCCAGUUCCAGCCUCAGCCAGCAUCCCCAACUCAAUGACUGGAGCAGUUCCUCGGCCCUGUCCGGUGCCGCCACCCAUUGGAGUUCCUCCUGUGCCCACCCCACCAGUGGUUCAGGCUGGUCUGGCUGUCCUGCCGACCAUUCCCCAUGGUCUGCCUGGCCUGCCUCCCUCCAAGCAGUCUGGACCCUGCCUCUCCCCUGCCCUCACAGCUCCUCAGCAGAACCCAGAGUAUCCCGGCCGCCCCUUCUCUCGGGGUCAGUUUGGUGCCCCAGGAAUUGGCACAUUGACCGCACCCAUCUCUCUCUACUCAGCAGCGCGCCUGGCUCCCCCUCCACCUCCUCCUCCACCCCUGCCUCCACAAACAGAACCUGCAGGUCCUGGCCUGCCAGGUCCCAGCCCAUCAGGACAUGUAGAUCCUGCCAGGGUUAGUGGUGAGAGUAGUGCAGGCUAUUCUGGGCAAGACUGCCCUGCUCCAGGUACCCGAGGCUCGUGAUGGCGGGUCAGCGGAGCCUCCUGGCCCCUUCUCACCCCUGCCCCUGACCCAGUGAUGCUAUCAGGAUAAGCUGUGCUCUCUGUAAAGACCUUCAUGUCCUCGUGCAGACCAGCACGCCUGUGUAUAUUGUUGGAAAGCUUUGUACGUAAUGAAAUAUUUUGUUGCAUUCAACCUGUGCCCCUCGUCCAUUUCUUUAUUUCUCUCGGCUUUAAUUUGCUUAUCCUUUCUUGUAUCUAUUUGUUUUUGAAAAGUACAAAAUAAUAUUAGGUUCUUUCUCCCUGACAAAAUAAUGGGCUCUUAGAAUGUUUCUUAAGGAAAAUGCCCAAGAUGACUGCCAGUCUGCUGUGCUUGUGUGAGUGAGAGUGAUGACUGACUGCUGUCCCUCCUGGAGCCAGGUGCCAACCAACACUUGACUCCCACCUAACACUUCCGUCUCAUGAGAAAAGAAAAAAUUGAUUAUUUUUCCAGCACAAUUCUUCAGGGUGAAUUGUAUGGAAAUUAUCACUAAGUUCCAGUGGUCAAGAGGACCACAUCAAUUCAUAAAGGGACAAAGGAAAAGGUUUAUUAUUUUUAAUGUCAAGUGAAUAAGAUGAAAGGAACCAAACUUUCAUCUCAAGGACAUGGCCUCACUCCAUUGGUGUCGACCAUACACUUUUAUUUACAGUUCUGAUGAUGAGCGGUGUUGUACAGUCCCCCUCUACUGCCCGCCCUUCCAUACACUACUCCUUUCUUCUGUUCUUCCUCUCCCCUUGUCUUUGUUCUUUGUCAUUUCCUGGUCCCUCCCCCUCCCUUGCCUCACUGAUCUGAUGCAGUACAGAGAAGACCAGACUGAGCAUCACCUUACCUUCUUGUGGGCAGAUGACUAUGAGUGAUCUGUUUUCCCUACUAUUUCUCUCCUUUCCCCUCAUACAUCAACAUCACCACCACCACCACCACCACUACCACCACCACCACAACCACUGUCACCACCACCACUGUCACCACCACCACCACCAUACACCAAGCUAAAGGUUUCACUAAUGUUUUCAUGUAAAAUAUAUGUAAAUUAAGACCUAUUAUAUACUAUAUAUAUUAUUUUUUGUUAUAUAUUUUUACUUCUGGAAAGACUUUAAAUACGAGCUGUAUAUUAUU
Molecule: messenger RNA, 9363 nt
Organism: Portunus trituberculatus (swimming crab)
Lineage: Eukaryota; Metazoa; Arthropoda; Malacostraca; Decapoda; Portunidae
Exons: 17
Coding region: 457-8232 (2591 amino acids)
Molecular function (GO): protein binding
Source: RefSeq, a predicted model, not a curated record